Messenger RNA from Parnassius mnemosyne (clouded apollo), 11946 nucleotides. Lineage: Eukaryota; Metazoa; Arthropoda; Insecta; Lepidoptera; Papilionidae. The record is from the annotation of a GenBank genome assembly.
AUGAGUGAUAAUAUUGAACGUCGUUCUUUUCCUUCAAUUCUGCCGGCCAUAGAAACAUUACAGAGAAAUGUGCGCUCUGUACCUACGACCUAUGCCAGGAAACCUCGGGACAUACCAUUUCAUUUGCCGCAUAGAAAAUUACUAGAAAAAAUUGAAUUUGUCGAAAAAGAACCUGAACCUUUGACUGGAUUCUCUGCAGCCCAAGAAGAGAGAUAUGUUAAAGAGAAGAAAACCCCUAAGUUGCAACUGGAACCCAUUAAGUUUGAUGAAGCUAAGAAGAAAAAGACCCUUAAGAUAAGAGAGUCAAGAGGCAGUAUCGAAAUAGCCGAAAAGGAAGAAUACACCACGGAUCCCCUGAAGGUGAAGCCAGAAGUAGCGUCGCAGAAGGAAGUGAUAGAUUAUGUGAGACGCAACCCAAGCUGCGGUUUCCUCUAUAUGGUCUACGCGGUGGAUCCGCAGAACGUGUAUUUCACACCAUACUAUCUCAAGGUUGUGAAGUACGAGGAAUUGGACAAGAGGAACUACCUGACGAUCAGCCCCUGCGGCGUGACGCACUACACCAGUGAAAUGGUUUUCACGACGCUAGCUGACUGGGAGCAGGAGUACACUAUUUUCGUGAAGCUUACUAAUAUAAAGUUCUUCAAGGUGUACAGAUACUGGAAGGCGCUGUACGUGUGGCGCAAGUCGCUGGUGUUUCGCAAGUACAGCCGCUUGCGCAGUAAGCUUGCCAGACAGCUGUUCGUGCUCACGCCUCCGCUCGGCCGCGCGUUGCUUACGCUGCAGGCCAUGUGCUGCCAGAUGCUAACCCUCUCGUUCGCGGACCUCUCCCGCGACAUGGACACCCCCUUUUUCUAUUUUAUAGAAGCUCAGAUGCAACGGCUGGAGCAUUGCGUGGUGAGGUUGCGCGAGUUCCGCGCGCUGUCGCUGGAGGCGCUGACGGCGGCGGCGCACGCGGCGUUACUGCGGCGCGGCUUUGUCUUCGACGACCGCAACGUGCCGCCGCCGCAGAUGCUGCGCGGACGCCUCGUGGGCGGCAUGACCUACACACAGAAGGCCGACAAGAGGAAGUACUGCGAGCGCCUGGCAUGCUUCAUCAAGCUGGCCGACUACAUGACGAACUACAUGCUGCACGGGCUGACGCAGCGUUCGAACGCGAUGAUGGCGGGCCUGCUGCGGACCCACGCUGCCUUCACUCCUGGUCCUGAGCUGCUGGGAGGCACGGUCUACGACGAGGUUCUCGAAGUGCUGCCCAGACCCACCGACACUUGCAAGUGGGCGUUGUUUCAAGUGGACGCCUACGUUUUACCGAAUGGAGAGGUGGAAUUGAACCCCAGCGAAAAGGUGAUAUCGGAAUACAUCGAGAAAAUCACCAAUUACUGGGACGAGCACGUGCGCACCUUCCACAACUUCCUCAACGACGAGUCGCUGCAGAUCUUCGUACAGCCCACCAUCAUGGGCAAGCAAGUGGAGUGGUCCGCCGGCACGUCACCCAACCUGUACUUCCUCAUGAACCAGGACAAAGAGAUGCUGGAAGACAUAACCUACAUACCGAACGCUAUCAAACAAGCUUUCGAAUGUACGGCUUUAUUCCUCCAGAGGAUGAAUUCCUUCAUGAUUGACUUUAAAGAAGCUAACGAGAUGGAUGUGGAACAGAUUAGAAAGGAGAGAGAUGUGGUCGCUUUCAAAACGCUCUGCGAUAAUUUAGUGAAGCAGAUGGAUUCGAUCGAGGAGGUAGUGAGCUUCCAGCCUCUCGGGAUCAUUUUCCUCAACCUCAGCCCCUUCCAGGAGCUGUUCCGACCGCAGCCGAGGCGGCUUUUCGAUGUGGUGCAGAAUACGACUCCGGACAUAGGGCGAUGGUGCAUCGACGAGAUUCUAGAGGGCAUAGAGAGCAUCUCUUUGGAUAUUGGUCGCGAACCAGAGUCUGCGGGCGAGGUGGUGGCCUACAACAGUCUGCUGGACGGCCUGGAGGGCCGUGUGGCCACGCUGGAGGAGCGCCUGGAGUACCUGCGGGAACUUUACGACCUCAUGGCGGAGUUCAAUAUUCCCGUACCACCUGACGACAUGAACGAAUACUUAGGUCUGAGCGUGUCGCUGGGCGCACUGCGGACGAGCGUGGACGCGCGGCUGGAGACGCGCGGAAAGCUCGCCACGCAGUUCGCCGCGCACGUGCAGCGCGACCUCACGAACCUCGUGCUUCGGGUUAACGAGCUGCGUGACCUCGUCGCGCAACCGUGGUUGUACGACGAAACAUCGGAUGUGGUUAAGGUCCAGGAGACUUUAGACGAUCUGAUGGAGAAGCUGAUGGAAUGCUCCGCCACAGACAAGCAGAUACGUGAAUGGCAAAAGAUAUUUAAAAUACCGCCGUCGCGUCUGGACCAGCUAGACGAAGCUAUUAAUGACGUUAAGCUGAGGCAAAUGCUUUGGAAGUCCUCUAGAGAGUGGAACGAGCUCUACCAGAGCUGGUACGAGGUUCCCUUCAAUACUUUGGAUCCCGACGAGAUCCAGGCGGCUGCGAUUAACUACGGCAAGCAGUUCAACCAGUUGGACAAAGCCAUACCACCGAACAAGAUCGUGCCGAAGUGCAAAGCUACCGUCGACAUUAUCAAGGAAAAGGUGGCGGUGAUCUCGUACCUGCGGAGCCCGGCUCUAAAGCCGCGGCACUGGAUACGUGUGGAGGAGGUUCUAAACACUCGCCUGGUGCCUGGCGCCGAGCUCACGCUGACCACGCUCGAACAGCUCGGCGCCUUCCAGCACGCAGACCAACUUAUGGAGAUCGCCGCGCAGGCCAGCUCUGAGGCUGGUCUCGAGGCGCUGCUUAAGAAGGUGGAGGAAAUGUGGGCGUCGCUGGAGUUCCCAGUGGUGGCGCACAAGGAUGCACGUGAUGUGUACAUCCUGGGCGGGCUGGAUGAGGUGCAGGCGGCGCUGGACGAGAGCGGGCUGCACGUGGCCACUAUCCUCAGCUCGCGCAACUGCGGCCCGCUGCGCAGCCGCGUCGACGAGUGGGCCCGCAACCUCGACCUCUUUGCCAAGACCCUCGAGGAGUGGCAGACGUGCCAACAGACCUGGAUGUACCUGGAGGCGAUAUUCAGUGCGCCGGACAUUCAGCGCCAGCUUCCCAAUGAGACCCGUCUCUUCAAUAUCGUUGACAAGUCCUGGAAGGACAUCAUGCGCAAGCUCGCUAAGGUGCCACUGGCGAUGCCGGCUGCCACUCAACCGAAACUCUACGAGGAGUUCGUGCGCAACAAUGAGAUGCUAGAUCAAAUCAUGAAGUGCCUCGAAGCCUACCUGGAAACCAAGCGCGUCGCCUUCCCGCGCUUCUUCUUCCUGUCCAACGAUGAACUGCUGGAGAUCUUGGCACAGACACGCAACCCCCACGCGGUGCAGCCACACCUGCGCAAGUGCUUCGAUGCGAUCGCGAAGCUGGAGUUUGGUGUGCGGCUGCCGGCCAGCGAGAUGGUGGUGACGGAGGAUGGUUCGCUGGUGGAGCGCGAGAUGUCGCCGCGAGAGCGUGACCGCCUGCAGGCUGCGCUCGCAGCCACCGCACGCCCCGACGAUCUCACCACAGACAUCAUCGCCAUGCUCUCGCCGGAGGGCGAGCGAGUCACGCUCGGCAAGGGUCUGAAGGCACGCGGCAACGUGGAGGAGUGGCUGAGCAAAGUGGAAGCGGCUAUGUUCGCGUCCGUCAAGCGCUGCAUGAAGCUGGCGCUGCGUGACUACCUGGAGCGCCCGAGACCCACCUGGUCAGCACUUCACCCCAACCAGGUGGUGCUAACAGUGUCCCAGAUAAUGUGGGCGAGGGGCGUCCACGAGGUGCUUGGCGGCGUGGAUCCCGUGUCGGGGCUGGCGGAGUUCGAGCGGCGCAGCGUGGGCGCGCUAAACGCACUGGCGGCGCUGACGCGGCAGCCACUGGGCGCGCUGUUCCGCCGCGUACUGUGUGCGCUUAUCACCGUAGACGUGCAUGCUCGCGACACCGUCGCCAACAUGCGCGCCAAACACGUGCGCAGCGCUUCGGAUUUCGAGUGGCUGAAGAUGAUUCGGUACUACUGGGAGGAGGACAUCGACAACUGCGUAGCGCGCAUGUCCAACGCCAGCUACGUGUACGGACACGAGUACCUCGGUGCCGGAGGCGUGCUGGUAAUCACGCCACUGACAGACCGCUGCUACCUGUGCCUGAUGGGCGCGCUGCAGUUGGACCUGGGCGGCGCACCAGCGGGGCCUGCCGGCACCGGCAAGACAGAGACCACCAAGGACCUCGCCAAGUCCCUCGCCAUACAGUGUGUCGUCUUCAACUGCUCUGAAGGGUUGGAUUAUAAGAUGAUGGGUCGGUUCUUCUCGGGGCUGGCCACGUCUGGAGCGUGGUGCUGCUUCGACGAGUUCAACCGCAUCGAUAUCGAGGUGCUGUCCGUCAUAGCGCAGCAGCUCAUCACAAUCCGCAACGCCAAAGUGGCCAGGCUCUCCAGGUUCAUGUUCGAGGGCCGCGAGAUAAAGCUGGUGCGCACGUGCGCGGCGUUCAUCACCAUGAACCCGGGCUACGCGGGCCGCACCGAGCUGCCUGAUAACCUUAAGGCACUCUUCCGGCCCAUCUCCAUGAUGGUGCCCGAUUACGCGCUGAUCGCGGAAGUCAUUCUGUACUCGGAGGGCUUCGAGUCGUCCAAGGUGCUGGCGCGCAAGAUGGUGCUAAUGUACAAGCUGUCUAGCGAACAGCUCUCCAAGCAGGACCACUACGACUUCGGAAUGCGCGCCGUUAAGAGCGUGCUGGUGAUGGCUGGUGCAUUGAAGCGUGCUAACCCUGAUCAGCAAGAGGAACUGACGCUGCUCUGCGCGCUAAACGACAGCAACCUGCCCAAGUUCCUGGCAGCUGACGCGCUACUCUUCGCCGGCAUUCUCUCCGACCUCUUCCCCGGACUGGAGCUGCCCAUUAGAGACUAUGGUGUUAUGGAGGAAGCCAUCAAGAGCGUUCUCUUGGAGCGCAACUUGCAGGUGGAAGAGUGCCAGGUGCGAAAGGUGAUCCAGCUGCACGAAACCAUGAUUGUGCGCUGGGGCGUCAUGCUCGUGGGCCCCACCGGCGGCGGCAAGACUACAGUGCUGCAUGUGCUGGGCGACACGUACACGCAGCUGCACAGUCGCGGUGUCGAGGGCCCGCAGUACCGCGCGGUUAACACGUACACGCUGAACCCCAAGAGUCUGAGCAUCGGCGAACUGUACGGCGAGGUGGAGCUGGCGACGCUGGAGUGGCACGACGGCGUGCUGCCGCUCGGGCUCCGGGCAGCCGUGCAGAGCGGCACCGAAGAGCACCAGUGGAUCGUGUGCGACGGGCCCGUGGACGCCGUCUGGAUCGAGAACAUGAACACCGUGCUCGACGACAACAAGAUGCUCUGCCUCGCCAACUCGGAGCGCAUCAAGCUCACGCCCCACGUGCACAUGGUGUUCGAGGUGGGCGAUCUAGCGCAGGCGUCCCCGGCGACGGUAUCACGCUGCGGCAUGGUGUACGUGGACCCGCACGAGCUCGGCGUGCUGCCGUACGCUCGCUCCUGGCUGCACUCUGCCACCACGCAGGGACUCUGCUCCCUGGACUCGGCGGACUUUCUGCGCGACAUGUUCCUGCUGCUGCCGGACGGCCUUGACUAUGUCAACAACAACUGCACCUUCGGAAUACAUCAGGUGGAGUCGAGCAAGGUGGCGGCGAUGUGCCGUCUGCUGGGCAGCUUGCUGGCCGAGCCGGGCGAACGGCUGGUGGAGCGCGCGGCGCUGCGCACCUACCUGGCGCUCUGCUUCCUCUUCAGCUACGUCUGGGCCGUGGGGGGAAACCUGAUUCACGAGCACCGCAGAACCUUCGAGCAGUUUGUCAAGAGACAGUUCGAGCAGUUUGAAGAAGGCGAAUACUGUCCGCAGGGCGUGAACCUGCUGGAGGUAUUCGUGGACACGAAGGCGAGGCGGGCGAGACCCUGGGCGGAAGCGACGCCGCACUUCGUGUACAAUCCUGAACGCGCGUUCUUCGACACGCUGGUGCCCACUGAGGACACCACGCGUCACUCCCACCUGCUGCACCGUUGGCUUGCUGCCACACAGCCGGUACUGCUCACUGGAGAUACCGGCGUGGGAAAAACGUGCAUCGUACUGGAGGUGCUACAGCAGAUGGGCGCAACGGGAGGCUGCACGCCGCUCACGCUCAACUUCUCCGCACAGACCGGCAGCCGUAGCACGCAGGAGAGCGUCGAGCGGCGGCUGGAGCGUCGCGGGCGCACGGCUCUGGGUGCUGCGGGCGGGCGCCGGCUACUGCUGUUCGUGGACGACGUCAACCUGCCGCGACCAGACCAAUAUGGCUCGCAGCCAGUCGUCGAGUUGCUCAGACAGCUGGUGGAGUGCGGCGGGUGGUACGAGCGCGACAAGCUGCAGUGGCGGCGCGUGCUGGACGUGGUGGCGCUGUGCGCGUGCGCGCCGCCCGGCGGCGGCCGCAGCCCGCUCAGCCCGCGCUUCAUGCGCCACUUCGCAAUGCUGCACCUCGCACCACCAGACACGCACAACAUGAACACCAUAUUCAAGGCGAUCCUGUGCGGGCACCUGGAGGACUUCGUAGGUGAAGUGCAGUCGCUGGGCGAGGCGCUGGUGCGCGCGUGCGUGUCGGUGUACGAACGCGUGCGCGGCGCGCUGCGGCCGACGCCUGCGCGCGCGCACUACGCGUUCAACCUGCGCGACCUCUCCAAGUGCGUGCAGGGCGCGCUGCAGGCGCACGCGGCGUACGUGCGGCUGCCACGAGACAUGCUCAGAUUGUUCUAUCAUGAAUGCUUGCGCGUGUUCCACGACCGCCUCAUCUGCGUAGAAGAUAAAACCUACUUCUAUAGACUUAUGCACGAAGUAUGCGAAAAACACUUCCAAACGCCAGUGCUGGAAUUGCCGGACGGUGAACUCAUCGAGCAGCCUCCGGUGUUGUUGUUUGGAGAUUUUAUGAAUCCUUCUUUACCCAAGGAGAAUCGGGUUUAUCAGGAGAUACCAGAUAUAGAAAAACUUAUGGCAGUACUCAAGGAAUACCUGGAGGAGUACAACGAAACGGCGCGCGCGGAAAUGCGACUGGUGGUGUUUCGCGAGAUGGCGGAGCAUGCGGUGCGUGUAGCGCGCGUGCUGCGUGCAGAGCGCGGGCACGCGCUGCUCGUGGGGCCGGCGGGCACCGGCCGCCGCAGCGUCGCCACGCUCGCGGCGCAUCUCAACGACUGCAAAUGUAUGGGGAUGGAGCUGAAGCGUAACUACGGUGUCCCAGAAUUCCACGAGGACCUGGUGAAGAUGUACAUGAGUGCAGGCGUGGCGCUGCGGGACACCGUGUUCCUGUGUACCGACACUCAGCUCUCACGUGAUGAUUUCCUGGAGGAUAUCAACAACAUGCUUAACUCCGGUGAGGUGAGCAACCUGUUUGAGGGGGAGCCGCUGGAGCAGGUGGUGGCUGCGUGCAGUGCGGAGGCUACGCGCGCCGGCCUCAACUCCUCCGACCGUGACGCGGUUUACCGCUUCUUCGUCUCGCGCGCGCGCGCCCGCCUGCAUCUCGCCAUCUGCAUGAGCCCUGUUGGUGACGGCUUCAGGCGUCGGUGCCGCAUGUUCCCGUCCCUGGUGAACUGCUGCACGAUCGACUGGUUCACAAAGUGGCCGCCCGAAGCUCUGCUGUCGGUGGCGCGUCAGAGCCUAGCACCACUUGAAGAUUCUGCUCUCAUCGAGAACAUCGCCACUGUCUGCGUCGCCAUGCAUCAGGACGUGGACGUGAUGUCGGAGCGGCUGUUCGCGGAGUUGCGGCGCCACUUCUACUCCACGCCUAGCAGCUACCUGGACCUCCUCCAGCUAUACUUGUCCUUACUCGACACCAAGCGCCAAGAGAUCAUCUGCGGACGUGACCGCAUCUCCUGCGGACUGGAGAAGCUGUUGGGCGCGUUCUCGUCGGUGGGCGUGAUGGAAUUGGCAGUGCGCGAGAUGGAACCGCUGCUGGCGCGCAAAGCGAGCGAGGGCGCGGCGCUCGCGGCGCGCCUGCGUGACGAGCAGCGCGCCGCCGACCUCGUGCGCAACGCGCUGCUCGCCGAUGAGGCGGCCGCCAAGACAAAAGCUGAUGAGGUGAAGCAAAUCGCAGAAGAAGCUAAAGCAGAUCUCGCUCUGGCGAUGCCAGCGAUGGAGGCUGCGCAGGAAGCUCUCAAGGCGCUCAACAAGAGCGACAUCAACGAGCUCAAGGCCUUCCAGAAGCCACCGACACUCGUCCGCUUCGUCAUGGAGCCCGUCUGCAUCCUGCUCGGCGCCAAACCAGAUUGGGAUUCAACGAAGAAACUUUUGGCAGACGUGAACUUCAUACGCAACCUGCAGGAGUACGACAAGGACCACAUACCUGACGCCACGCUGAAAAAGAUCAAGACCUACCUCACUCACAAGGACUUUAACCCCGACACCGUCGUCAAAGUCUCCAAGGUGUGCCGCUCCAUGGUGCUGUGGGUGCAGGCCAUCGACAUGUACGCCAAGGUGUUUAGAGUCGUGGAGCCCAAAAUCAUCAAACACAAAGAGGCAGCAGCCGUGCUGAAGAGCGUGAUGGCGGAGCUGCGCGGCAAGCAGAAACAAGUGGAGGCCAUCGAGGCGCAGCUCGCCGCCAUGAUUGAGGAGUUGCGGACAGUGGAAGCUGAACGCGACCGACUACAAGCGGACGUUCAGCUAGCAGCUGCAAGGCUCGCGCGCGCCGCCAGCCUCACGCAGGCGCUCGCCGACGAGCAGGCGCGCUGGGAGACCAGCGUGCAGGAGGCGUCGGUGCAGCUGGAGUGCGCGACGGGCGACGUGCUGGUGGCGGCCGGCUGCGUGGCGUACUUUGGCGCGUUCCCCGCGCACUAUCGCAGCGAGUUGCAGCACAAGUGGGUGCAACACUGCGCGCAGCUGCGCAUCCCCGCCUCCGAACACUUCGAGCUGGUGUCGGUGGCGGCGGGCGCGGCGGCCGCUCGCGCGUGGCAGGCGCAGGGGCUGCCGCGCGACGCCGCCUCCGCGCAGAACGCCGCGCUCGUGUGCCGCGCCGCGCGCCGCCCGCUCGCCAUCGACCCGCAGCAACAGGCAAACCGCUGGAUAAAGAACAUGGAGCGCGAGAACGGGCUGCAGGUGGCCAAGCCCACGGACCCAGCGCUGUUGCGUCUGCUGGAGAGCUGCGUGCGACUUGGCUGGCCGCUUCUGCUCGAGGACCUUGGCGAGCAGCUCGACACCGCGCUUUCGCCAGUGCUACUCAAGCAGACCUUCAUGCAGGCUGGGCGCCUCCUGAUCCACCUCGGAGACAGCGACAUCGAAUACGAUCCCAGCUUCCGACUAUACAUGACCACGAAACUCGCCAACCCGCACUACCUGCCUGAGGUGUGCAUUCAGGUCACUUUGGUCAACUUUACCGUCACCCAAUCCGGCUUGGAGGACCAGUUGCUGGCGGAUGUGGUGCGGCUGGAGCGUCCCGAGCUGGAGAAGCAGCGCACAGAGCUGACACAGCGCAUCGAGGCCGACCGUGCCUCACUCCUCGAUAUUGAGGACCGGAUCCUGCGCCUGUUGGAGGCCUCCACAGGGAACAUCCUCGAUGACGAAGAACUCAUCGAGACGCUCAACGAGAGCAAGGAGACAUCGGAGAUCAUCAGCGCGCGGCUGCGCGACGCGGAGGUGACGGAGCGCGACAUCGGCGCGGCGCGCGAACGGUACCGCGGCGCGGCCGAGCGCGGCGCGCUGCUCUACUUCGCAAUCGCUCAGCUCGCCGACCUCGACCCCAUGUACCAGUUCUCGCUCGCCUACUUCAGCCAGGUGUUCAACCGUGUGGUGGAGACGACGCCUGCGCAGGCGAGCGUGGAGGCGCGCGUGGAGGCGCUGGUGCGCGGCGCGACGCUCGCCACGCAGCGCGGCGUCGCGCGCGCGCUGUUCGCGCGCCACCGCCUCGCGCUGUCACUGCUGCUGGCCGCCGCGGUCGCGCUGCACGCCAACACGCUGCCGCACCACCACUGGCGCUUCCUACUGCUGCCACCGCCACCCACCGCGACUCUGCCGAAGAAACCGGACGUGGAAACAAUGACGGAACAGAUGUGGCUGUGCGUACAAUACCUGCACAGUAACGAGCCAGCGUUUGAAGGACUCGCCGACGAUUGUCUCAAGCGGAUCCCUAUCACCCUCGGCUCCUUCAGUGCGGAUAUUCACGUGGACAAGAGCGAUACAAGGAGCGCAAAUGUAAACUGGGAUCAGAGGUUGUCGCCGUUCGAGAAACUGAUGCUGCUAAAAAGUUUGAUGGAAGAAAAGCUGGUAUACGCGAUCACGCAGUACGUGGUGCUGAGCCUGGGACCCGAAUUCGUGGAGACACCGCCUGUACAAAUACCCACGCUAUAUGCAGACACAACAUCCACAACACCGCUAGUAUUCGUUUUAAGCACCGGUUCCGACCCAUUUGGAGCAUUUCAGAAGUUCUCUACCGACAUGGGCAUGCGAGACCGUGUUCAUUCCAUUUCCCUAGGACAAGGUCAGGGCCCUGUUGCUGAGCGAAUGAUUAGCAACGCUAAGCCCAAAGGAGAUUGGGUGUUCUUGCAAAACUGCCACCUAGCAGCAUCUUGGAUGACGAACCUGGAGAUUAUUGUAGCCAAUCUCAGCAACGAACACGGUGACCCACAUCAAGAUUUUCGGCUUUUUUUGAGCUCUAUGCCGACGCCGAAAUUCCCUGUCUCCGUGCUACAGAAUUCAGUUAAAGUUACCAACGAGCCGCCAAAAGGCUUGAAAGCCAACGUUAAGAAAGCACUAAUCGAUAUGGAUGAGGACUUUUACGAAAAUCAUGUACUAGAGCAAGACUGGCGUACUUUACUCUUCGGCAUCUGUAUGUUUCACGCUAUCGUUCAAGAGCGCAAGAAAUUUGGACCACUUGGCUGGAAUAUCUCGUACGAGUUUAACGAUAGCGAUCGCGAAUGUGCAAUGCUUACGCUACAGAUGUUUUGCGAGAAAGGAGAUAUUCCGUGGGACGCACUAGAAUACAUCACUAGUGAGAUUACGUACGGCGGCCGUGUGACGGACAUGUGGGACCAGCGCUGCUUGGCGGCGGCGUUAAAGCGCGUGGUGUCACGUGAGGCUCUGCUCGAGGGGCACACGUACUCUCCAUGCGGCCGCUACCGCACCCCCUGCACCCCCCGCCUCGUAGACGCGCGCCUCCACGUCGACUCGUUGCCCGACAACGAGCCCCCCGAGCUCUUCGGCAUGCACGAUAACGCCAACAUCGCCUACGAGAGAAAGGAGACGAGUGCGCUGCUGCAGACGUUAGCGGACGUCCAGCCCCGGUCCGCCGCUGCUGGUGGGGAGUCCCCGGACCAGAUAGUGUGGCGCAUCUGCGAGACCACGCGUGCCUCUGUUGCCAAACACCUGGAUAAGUCGGUGACGCACGAGUCGGUGUGGGCGGUGGACGAGCGCGGGCAGCCGCACUCGCUAGCCACGGCGCUGCGCCACGAGGCCGAGCGCUACGACGCGCUGCUGGCGCUGCUGCACGCCUCUCUACAAAACCUGCAGCAGGCCAUCAAGGGGGAGGUGGUGAUGUCGGAGUCGCUGGAGGAGGUGUACGGCGCGCUGGCGGCGGGGCGGGUGCCGGCGCUGUGGCACGCGCGCGCCUACAACUCGCUCAAGUCGCUGGGCGGCUGGCUACGAGACCUCUCUCUGCGAGUGCACUUCAUAGAGGAGUGGUGGAAACACGGGCGAGCUGCCAGCAGCUGGCUGCCGGGGCUGUUCUUCCCGCAGGCGCUGCUGACGGGCGCGCUGCAGGCGCACGCGCGCCACCAUCUGCUGCCCAUCGACGAGCUCACCUUCCGCUUCCACGUCACCGGCGUCUUCGUCUCCCAGGACCAAGUCUACGCCAACAGCAAGAGCAACAAGGUACGUAGCGCGCUUACCGACCAACGUCAUAAGCCACAAGUAAACAGAGCACCACGAAUGUUGACUACAGCAUAG